GGAUAAGAACCUUUGAGGUACAAUGGUUUCCAAUAGAUAUGGAUGAGCCAGUGGGCAUGGAUGAUGUCGAGAAGAUUUAUUUUGAUACAGAUCCUGACAGCUUAAUGACGCACAGAUGGACCCUUCAGAAACCUACUAAAUCUAAGUCUUAUGAUUCAAAAGAACAGAAAGAGCUUAUCCUAGCAACAAAGGACUUGACUGAUGGCUACACUAUUGAAGUUAUUAAAAAUGGAAGUUCUCUGAAAAAAUACUGGCUAAAAGAAGCUACUUAUACCUGCCAUCUACCAAUACAAUGUGAUGUUCUUGUUCGUUUUCCUAAAUUUCAAACUGAACAUGUUUCAAGAUUUUCAAGACUUAAUCACCCGGAAACCUAAUUACAGUGGUUACUUAAACUUCUAUUUUUUUUACUAGUUUUGUAAUAAUAUCAAUUUUGUAAAAUUAUUUGGUAGUAGAUAUUAUGUCUAUUUUAUAGCAUGAAAUUCACAUUUUCAAUUAAAUGUUUGGUUCACUAGUUUUAUAUUGUUCUUUAGUAAUUUAACAUUUUAAAGACAUUAGAUUUAACGUAAAAACGAAAUUAUUUUUAUCUAAAAUAACAGCAAUCAAGUGGCAAAAUUUUUUGAAAAGAAUAUACUAGAUGUCUUUUGCAUAAUUACAUUUCAACUUUCAAUAUUUAUAAAAUUUAUGCAUGCUUUAUGCUUAAUACUUAUCUGCUUGGUUUUGUCUCUAUGUAAGCUCUAUAAAUAAUUUAACUGUGAAUAUAAGUUACUAUUGUAUCACACUCUAUAGUUGUAAUAGCAGUGAAUUCUGCUAAGGAGAGCUACUAUAUUUUAUUAUCGUAACUGCAAUUUCGUGUUGACUUAUGCUCCAUUUUAAAUUUCAACUAUUCCAUUCUCAUAAGUUUUUAUUGCUUUGCUGAUUAAAAUGGUUCAAUA
Messenger RNA from Physella acuta, 932 nucleotides. RefSeq lists its product as uncharacterized. Lineage: Eukaryota; Metazoa; Mollusca; Gastropoda; Physidae. The record is from RefSeq and is a predicted model, not a curated record.